This is a messenger RNA of Diaporthe batatas, 9293 nucleotides long. RefSeq names its product DNA-binding protein kinase TEL1. The record is from RefSeq and is a predicted model, not a curated record. The transcript is spliced from 7 exons. Bases 282 to 9197 code for a protein of 2971 amino acids. Gene Ontology annotation, biological process: DNA repair. NCBI's taxonomy places the organism in Eukaryota, Fungi, Ascomycota, Sordariomycetes, Diaporthales, Diaporthaceae. Gene Ontology annotation, molecular function: protein binding; protein serine/threonine kinase activity.
CUCUUUCACGUCUUCACAUCAUGGAUUUGAGAACUGAGAACAACGCCAGACCAGAUCCCAUGCAUAGCAUUUGAGGCCGACCUGUGCACCUGGUACCCUUUUGCGAGGAACAUUUCCCAUAUCACGGAUUCGAUCCUGGCUUGUGGAUGUUGAUUCAGUGCAACCGGCCUGCAGCCUUGCCCUGCGUCCUCUCAGCCCCUGGUUUCCUCUUCCCACUCAAUGCCACAUUUUGUUGGACGAUAGCCUCGCCUUCAUGAUAUCCUCAGCUGUUGGGUUUCACAAUGCCUCCGCGGAAGUCGGCCUUGCGGCCGCAGGCCACCAAUCUUGCGCAACUCAAGAGCGCCAUCACCGGAACACCGGUGACAGCUCGCAGUGAGGCGCUGGAAGACCUGGCCGCUUUCUUCCGGAAUCCUUCAUUGAACCACGAGGCUCUGAAAGACAAGGAAUACCACAGCAUCUGUGAAGCCUUGUUCCGUGCCGCUCUGGUUGACAAGGAAUUGCUAUUGAGUGGAAAGGGCGUAGGAACGGCGAACGAAAGGCUUCGCCGCUGUGCCAGGGCGUUGCGUGAGACCGUCGGCCAUGGCGUUUCCAAGUUCAAGGGAAAGACAGUAAGGGCCAUCAUCGAUCACAUCACCGACACUCUUCCCACAUAUGACGGAGAUUUCUUGGAGCCUCUCGCGAAGGAUUACAUGCAGACAUUUGUGCUUCUACUCGACAGUCCAACACAUGUUGAGAACCUGGCCUUGAAAGAUGGCAGCGGCUGGGAACAGUGUGUCAUGUUUGUCCUUGACAGGAUCUCCAACCUCCUGGACAGCAAUGAUUCUGCCCCUGCCUCCAUCCUCACUGGACGAGACUCGCCAGUGCCAGGGACAGCUCGUCAGUCCUCGGUUGGCCCUUCGAGCGCUCGAUCGCGCCCUGGUACCCAGCGUGGUACUGUUCAAGUCCAGCGCAACGAUCUGCUGGUGCUUCUCCAGUGUCUGCAGUCUCUCUUCUCAGCCCCGAAUGCCCCCUACAUGUCAAAGCGCAAAGAAGUGGCCGAUGCUGUCUUACAGGUGUUGCGGCUGCGAUACGAUUUGGACAAGCUGCACAGAUUUGCGUUUUCAAUUCUGAACAGCAUCUUGUUACACACUGCCGGUGAUGAUCCUGCCCUCGGUCAGCACUUGACCAGAGAGCUUGUGCCACUUCUUGGCUACUGGUGGCAGAGCCGGACCCUUGAUAAAGAUGAACUCCAGUUCUCAGUCCGGGAUGAAAUGCUAAAAACCAUGCAUGCAAUCAGCGUCUACCUGGAUUACCUGUUGCAGGAUGACCCAGCUGCGGCCCUCCUUCAGCAGGUGGAGGAACUCUUGGACGAACUCUGGGGCGAAUACUCAUCGCGCAACCCAAGGGCUCGUCUUCAACUUGACGAUGUUACCUUUUCAUCUCUGAAAGCUUCAACCGGCCAUUUUGCAACGGACCUCUUUGCUCUGAAGCCUUUCGACCAACACGCCGAACGCCGCUGGGCCUUGGUCGCGGUCAUGUCUCGCCUUGAGUUCAUAUUCCUACAGCAUUCAAAAAGCAACUCGCAGCGCCUGGCGACUGAGGACCGUCAGCCAAGGAAGAGACAACGUCGUGCUGGAGGUUCCAACCGGAUACACCAAAAACUGCUGUCAUCCGAUGUUGGUGUCAAGCUGACAUCACUGCAACUGCUGCCCUUCUUCCUGCCCCUGAGCAACCUGGACCAAGAGGAAAUCCUGACGGUGAUGGAGGACUUGUUGCCCAUGAUAGGUGACAAACAAGGCCUUCUAUCGUCUUGGGCAAUGAUCGCAUGUGCCAGCUGUGCUCUCCAAUCGCAAGCGAAAGACGAAAGUACAGAGGCACGAUGGAAACAAGUAUGGCAACUGGCCGUCAGGUCCAUCAGCAUACCCAGCACUUGCCGAGCAGCAUGCGUACUACUUCAUGUCAUUCUUCAAACACGUCUGGUACCACACCAUGCAAUUGCAAAUGAUGUCAACAACAUAGUGACAAUGGCCGACAUAUGCGGACCCGCUACUCUCCUUGACUCGUCUUUGGUCUUCAUGCAUUGCUUGGCCAAUAUACGCAAUUCUUUGGCGCCGAGUGCCAGCCAAAAGACCUCCAGCUUCAUAAUCCGAUGGGCAUUUACAAUGUGGCGACCAUCGGAAGCUACAUACGCCUCAUCACUGGCAAAUAACAUGGUGCCGAUUGACCUGGUCAACCUUCUCCUAUUAUGCUGUGGUGUGUCCCAAUUUGAGAUUCCGAGGCGAAUAGGGCUGGUAGGUGGCGGGCUCAGCCAAUUCUGGAAAUGCUACAAUGACACCAUUCCGAUGACGCGAUAUCUACUGCUCCUGAGUGAGGAUGAACCCGCAGGAAGCAAUCAGUAUCUAAUACAGCCCUCGGGCGGAGGUGAUGGAGGGCAAUUCUCGGAUUUGGACGAGAUAUCUACCUCACAGCCCUCAAGCUCUCAGACCUCGAAGACGCUGAUCCUGGAUUUGCUCCAUCCCAAGCUGGUUGACUUUGUCGAGAUGCUGGAACCUGCCUCACAAACGGGCAUCCGCCGAGCCGACGUUCCAACGAUGCACCUUUCUUCUGAUCGACUACGAAGUAUGGUGGCAUGCUUGAUCUCAAGCAGCAUUCUCUUAUCACACCUCGAAGUCGCGGAGAAUCGGGGAAUUAAUGAUGUCAAUGCCCUUUUAUCAAGCUUGUGGGAAAGGGUCUUUCGGAUGGUCGUGUCCUCUGGCAGUACCGAAUCUUUCGAGUUAGUCCUGGCGAUGCUCGCUCCUUACAUCCCUCCUUUGGACUCGUUGCGAGUGCAGCAAUUCUGUAGCAGAGAGCCACACCUUCUGCAGCUGUUUGCCAGCCUAUCAGGCAUGAUAGAUGAGCACCGCAACCAACGGAGGACCACCCAGGAUUCCGACGCUAUGGACGUGGACGACGCAUUCGAGACAAGAGACAGACGCAAGCAACCUGGCGACGGAGGCUUUACUAUUCCCAGGAGGAAGACCGCAUCAAGUAUGAGCACCAGCGCAUUCUUCGAAACAACGAAAGCAAGACUCCAACUCUUUUCAGAGUACUUCCGCGACCUUGGAAAGGUUGGCCUUAUCCCUGAUAACUUCAUGGACAAAUUUCUCUCGCUCGAGGACGAUCGCUUCCUUCUUUGCCGGGAAUUCCUCGUCGAACUUCUUCAAUCCGACUUCGGCAAUGUCUCCAACUACGCCAAAGAUAUUGUUGAGCAGACUGCGGCCAUAGUUUUCAAAAAUCACUACAAAACAAGCGAGGUUGCUUUGUGCACGCUGGUCGACGUGCUCCUUUCCUUCGCGCCCGUAUGGUCCAUGGGAGAAGGUGAUGCUGACGUUAUUAACCCAUUCGUGGAUCUUUACAAUCUGCUUGUGAAGUCAGUCUGGCCAAACAACUUGAUGUCCCCGGAGGUCCAAUUAUCGUAUUCUGAGCUGCUUCUUCACCUGUGGGGAACGAACGCACAAUUUCACAAGGAUAAGAAGUCGUUGGUAUCACCCCCUCACAAGACCUUACUUUCAACACCUGAGAGCCUCAAGGAGACUCGCGCUGAGAUCCGUGACCCACGACCAGGCCCUUUGUGGGAUGGUUGCAUGCGCGCUAAAUUUUACAUCGCGCCGAGGCUGACUACGAUCUUCGAAUUCUUCGUUGUCAGCACCCACGAAGAUAUCUUCGUCGACAUCUUGAAAGCCUUACCAACCGACCCGGAGAUGAUGGAAGGUAUCGGUUUGCGAGUGUUCGUCUUGGCGGGCCUUGGUUGCAAGUGUCCUACACUGCUGAGGCGAUCUGUCUAUCAUAUUGUCGAGACAUCUGGAAAAGUCGUCGGGUCUGCCAAGUAUGCCACCCGCGGCAUGAAGAUGGUUUCCCUGGCAAGAUCGUUGAAAUCCCCUCAAGAACUCUUCCAGUUAUUCGCGCCCCAGCUUCUCUACACCUGGCUUGAGAAGGACUCUUUCGAAGACAUUCCUUUCAGCAUAUUCGGUUUUGCCAGCCUCGAUGAUCUCCUCCAGCGGUCGAGCAUAGAGGCCACAGCCCUUAUGAUCAUGCGAUGUCAGGAUGAAGCAGUGAAUGACCUGGCCAGUAGGCUUCAAGUCACCCCUGUGACAUUGGUCGAGCAGGGGUAUUCAAAGAUCAUGGCUUAUUCGAUCAUGCACGACCUUUCCACGUCUAAAGACUCAUCAACGUCCUCAGAAUCUCGAGUCCGGAAGCUCCUCGGCAAAGAGCUUUGGCUUGAAUUCAUUUAUCGUAAUUUUGCCGACAUCAUUGGACAUUUCUGCGAUCUCAUCGACCAAGAGGAUGUGGUUGAAGAUGCGUGGCGUAGGGAUGAGACUUUCGCGUACGCCGCGGACUGGAUGGACCAGAUCAAGCGCUGCGGCCAAUCCUCCACAUCGCUAGGACCAAAUCAGCAGCCCAUGUUUAAGGGAAAGUACCUCAAUCGGGCAAUUUCACAUCUGGUCCGAAGAACGAGCUACGAUGUUAUGUCCAUGUGGACGCAACCCCUGGUUACGUCUGUGGCGCGGAGGCUCUUGAAUACCAUUCAUCCUGCUCUGGGGCCUUUGCAUGCACUGUCAGUUAUCCGGAAGGUUCGCAUACUGAUAUGUCUUGCCGGUGCCCAAACUACGUCUUCUUAUCCUCUCGAGAUGCUGUUACGGUCAAUCCGACCUUUCCUUUCAGACUCACAGUGUGCGGAUGAGGCUCUCGCGAUGAGCAACUGGCUGAUAUCGCAAGGCCAAGUCAGCUUGGCACAGACACCCUCAUUCUUAGCUGGCUAUGCUUUGUCUACGCUGGCCAGCUUGAGGAUGUUCCUGGAGUCCAGCCAGGCCAGCUCUACAGAGGAGAGCCAAUUCAAGUCGACCGUGAGCAAAGCUCAAAACUUCCACGGCUGGUUCGUCAAACUGCUGAAGGGUUACGACUCCAGCUCAGCCGCCUUCAAGUCGGAUAAACAGGCGCAAGCGUUCAAAGCAAUCAUCGAGUCAGCAUCUAAUAUUCGAUCAUCAGGGAACUCUCAGAAAGACACGCAGGAAAGCAGGCUCUUGCUCGAAAUACUAAAGGACGCGGAGCAAGAGGCCGAGCUGCUCAACGAGUCUGCUCGUGACCUAGCUUUACGAAUGCUUUGCGGCGAAUUCAAGAUCCCGAAGGCCAACAGAGACGACAUAAUCGACACUGAUGACGACGCUCGUGCCCAUGGACCGAUGAUCUGGAAGAGUUGUAAGGCUGUCAACUCCAGUAAGGAAUACCUGACAUGGGCAGGACGAGUUGUUGGCACUUCCUAUGCGGCGUCUGGCAGUAUUCCGCGCGAUGUCCUGAGAGAAUCACAAUUGUCGUCCUAUCAAAGGACGAUGGGAAUCAACGGCGAUUCUGUCCACGGUCUGCUGAGAAUCUUGGCAAAGCUGACAUUGAGGGACAACUCGAUUCAUGCUGGUCUUGCAGAAUCUGCCCUGAGGCGGAUUGUGUCCCAUGCGUCCUCCACGGAAGAUCACGAUCUGAUUGCAGAUUGCAGUCGAAGUCUUCCAGAGAACCUCCUUGCGUCGUCGGAUUGGUCACAGUAUCAGACACCUCCCACAGACAGCGGCCUUGCCCGGCACGCCAAGGGGGGCGUGUUCGAGGCUGAGAGCAUAGAGUCGUCUACUUGGGCCCAAGACAUUGCGAUCCACCUUGCAUGCUCCGUGAAGAGAAAUGCAGUCCUCACGACCCUGCCUUCAAUUCUGAGCGAGAUCGGUGGCUUCGCCGAGCAAGCCCUGCCUUUCAUUGCCCACUUGGCACUUCUCGAGGAGCUCAACAGCCAGAGACCGCUGAAGCGGGGCUUGUCCACCGCCUUCAAGGAGUGGUUGAAGUCGGGUUCCCCAGCAGCCAGUGACAACAUCAAAUUGGUGGUCAAUGUCAUACUCCAUCUUAGAACAAGACCAUUUCCAAAUGAAGGGUCGAUUGCCGAUAGAUCGCAUUGGCUUGACUUGGACCUGGCGAGUGUGGCAGAAGCAGCUACAGGGUGUGGGAUGUACAAGGUCGCCUUGCUUUUUGCCGAACUGGCCUCUUCAGAAACAGUGAGAAGCUCACGGCGGUCUUCGGCUGCAGCAAGAGAAACAGAGGACUCCCCAGAGACGUUGCUGAAAGUGUUCGAAAACAUAGACGAUCCGGAUGCCUACUACGGUCUCAACCGUACAGCGUCCCUGUCUAAUGUGUUGGCACGACUCGAAUUUGAAAAGGAGGGUGGGAAGAGCCUGGCGUUUCGCGGUUCUCAAUAUGACAGCCAUUUACGUUUGAGGGACUCGGAGGCAGAUCGUGACGGACAGUCUCUAGUCCAAAUUCUCAGUGGAUUGGGGCUGGCUGGCCUCUCGAACUCCUUGCUGCAAGUUCAACAACACCACGAUGAUUCUGCCUCCUUGGAUGGCACCUUCACUACCGCUAGGCGACUGGAGAUAUGGAAUCUGCCUGCACCUCCAAGCCUUGAGAACCAUGCCGCCACAUCCUACCGGGCUUACCAAUCCAUAUACAGGGCUGUGGAGAUGGACCCUGCAAGACUUGCUGUACAGGACGGAUUGGCGACGACAAUGAAGCGUCUCGCCACCAAGGACUUGAGAGUGUCCGACUUGCGCCAACAUCUGGGAACUCUUGCAGCCCUUACUGAACUGGACACUGUUCUGGGUGUUACGAACUUUGCUGAGCUCGAGAAAGUAUUGGCUGACUUUGAGGCCCGGUCGACGUGGAUGAUGAGUGGAAGGUACGACGACGUCAGUCAGAUUCUGUCGCAUCGUGAGACGACCUUCAGUGUUCUCGGGCAAAAGAACAUGCUUCGAAGCACGUUGAAUCUCACUUCACCGGAAACCCGAUUGGUUGAGGUUCGGAGCAUGCUGCUCUCAUCAAGUAUCUAUCGAUUCCACCAUGCAAGGCAAGAGUCGUUGAACGUUGCGACAAAGCUGACAGACCUUGUCGGCUCAAGCGAGGCGAUCGGGUUGAAUAUUGAUGCGGCUGUCUCGAUGGAGACAGCCAACUCGUUCUGGGACUAUGGGGAAAUGAUUCCGUCCAUCAGACUCUUGCAGGGGCUCCAGGGAAGCCCUUCAUCUCUGAAAAAACAGAGCAUCCCUGUCACCCACGCCGACCUGCUUUCAAAGAUUGGAUAUCAGGUGUCGGUGGCAAAACUCGAGACAGCCGAUAGCAUCCAGAAGAAAUACCUGGAACCUGCGCUCAAGGAGCUGAAGGGCAAGAGCUCCGGCAAGGAAGCGGGACAGGUGUUCCACCAGUUUGCAGUGUUCUGCGAUGAGCAGCUGCAGGACCCAGACAUGUUGCAAGACUUGGGCAGACUGCAGCGUCUAGUUCAGACCAAAGCGGAUGAAGUGGAGCACUACAAGAAAGAGUGCAGAUCAGCAAAGGUUACCCAGCUCAAGGAACAAUUUGAGAGAUACCAAAGGACAGCCGAGAAAUACUUGCUUCUCGACCAAACUGAGCUCCAGCGCACCCAGAGGACCCGGAACGAAUUUGUCAAACUGAGCCUCGAAAAUUAUCUGCAGUCCUUGUCUGCCUCGGACGACCAUGACAGCGAUGCACUCAGGUUCACUGCGCUGUGGCUCGAACAGUCCGAGACAGACGUCGCAAAUGCGGCGGUCCACUCACUUCUCCGGAAUGUGCCAACCCGCAAAUUCGCCUCGUUGAUGAAUCAGCUAAGCUCACGUUUGCAACUCGACAAGACUCAUUUCCAGACUCUGCUGAGAGACUUGGUCUGCCGUAUCUGUUUCGACCAUCCGUAUCAUGGCAUGUAUCAGAUCUGGUCGGGAAUUAGGACGAACCCGAAUGCAGAGGACGAGGUUGCCCAGCUGCGCAAGUCUGCCGCAACGAAGCUUACGGAAGAGUUUGAACGCCAGAAAGGCAGCGUCGCAAUUACGUGGGACGCGAUUAAAAAGGCGUGCGGGUGCUAUCAUUACUUGGCCAAGGAAAAGAAUGAACUGUAUAGGAGCGGAGCAAGACUCAAGGCUCAGGACUCACCGUCCGCGGCGACCCUGUCGAGGUGUCUCGCGAGGUAUCCCAUCCCGCCCCCAACCAUGGAGAUCGAGCUGCGUGCGGAUCGUAACUACUCAAUGGUUCCUGUGAUAGAGAGACUGGAUCCUACAAUGUCGAUCGCAUCCGGCGUCAGCGCCCCAAAGAUCAUCACAGUUGUUGCCAGCAACGGGCAGAGGUACAAGCAACUCGUCAAGGGCGGCAACGACGACCUUAGACAAGACGCAAUCAUGGAACAGGUUUUUGCAGCUGUCUCGUCCCUGCUGAAGCAACACCGAACGACCAGGCAGCGCAACCUCGGCAUCCGAACCUACAAAGUGCUGCCCCUCACGGCCAGGUCUGGGCUGAUCGAGUUUGUUGCCAAUACCAUACCCUUGCACGACUGGCUGAUGCCGGCGCACGAACGAUAUUACCCGAAGGACAUGAAGGGCAAUCUUUGUAGGAAAGAGAUAUCGAAUGUUGCAACUCGCACCAACGACGUGAGAGUCUCUACCUACCGCAAGGUGGCCGAGAAGUUCCACCCGGUGAUGCGAUACUUCUUUAUAGAAUCGUUCCCGGACCCGGACGACUGGUACAUCAAGCGGCUCGCCUACACGCGCACAACGGCCGCCAUAUCGAUGCUCGGGCACGUGCUCGGGCUGGGAGACCGACACGGCCACAACAUCCUCCUCGACCAGAAGACGGGCGAGGUGGUACACAUCGACCUGGGGGUGGCAUUCGAGUCGGGUCGCAUCCUGCCGGUGCCGGAGGUGGUGCCGUUCCGCAUGACGCGUGAUGUCGUGGACGGCAUGGGGGUGACCAAGACGGACGGGGUGUUCCGGCGGUGCUGCGAGUUCACGCUGGACGCGCUGAGGGAGGAGACAUACUCGAUCAUGACGAUCCUGGACGUGCUGCGGUACGACCCGCUGUACUCGUGGAGCUCGACGCCUAUGAGGCUGGCGAAGCUACAGGGGGCGGCGAGGCGGGCGGAGGAGGAGGAGGACCAGGGGGGGAACGGCGCGGGCGGCGGCGCCGGGGCGGACAAGAGGAAGAAGAAGACGGUGGUGAACGAGCCGUCCGAGGCGGACCGCGCGCUGGAGGUGGUGAGGAAGAAGCUGUCCAAGACGCUGAGUGUGACGGCGACGGUGAACGACCUCAUCAACCAGGCGACUGAUGAGAGGAACCUGGCGGUGCUGUACUCGGGAUGGGCGGCGUAUGCUUGAUGGGGGGUGUGCAUGUUGGCUUUAGCUAGGGCAUCGUGGAACAUAUACAUAAUUAGACCGUACUGGGCCUCGAAUGAAAUAAUUCAAUGUUGUCAA